This is a messenger RNA of Entrophospora sp. SA101, 465 nucleotides long. The record is from the annotation of a GenBank genome assembly. Lineage: Eukaryota; Fungi; Glomeromycota; Glomeromycetes; Entrophosporales; Entrophosporaceae.
AUGAAAGGAGGUUCUCUUGGUGCUCAAAUGGAUAGAUUUAGAAAUAAAAUCGUUGGACAUGUGCUCUACACAUGUAUCAUAACUAUGAUAUUGGCUUCACAUGCUAUCCUUGCUCUAGAGAUUGCCUUUUGGUUCGAUUUGAAUAGUUAUCUAAGUAAAUUAUUGUGGAAUGUAACAGCAUUAAGAUUUACUAUGACAAUUUUGGCUUAUCAAGAGCCAGUACCUGAAACUUCAAUUAGAAUAAUUGAGGAUGUUGAAAAUGUGAAUUUUUUUCCUCAAAAUACUCGAAAUAUAUUAAUUAAUCCUAAAACUGGUUUUGUUCAAAAAAAUCCUAAUGAAUCAUCAAUGCAAUUUGGUAGUAAUGGUUUUGAUAGUGGUAAUAGCUUUGGUGGUGUUAGUGGUAAUGGCAGUGGUGCUUCAUUUAACUUCAGUGUAAAUGUUCCUAGAACAUCACCACCAGUUUGA